AAAAAAUAUUUCUUACAAUCUUUGCCUUUGUCGCUUCUAACUUCUUCCUUCUUCUUCAUAUACUCUCACUAUACUUUUGUUCUUUAAUACUAUUUUUUGUAUUCUAGGAAAGUUUUGUUCUUCUUUUUUUCGUGUGUGUGUGUGUCAGCUCACUCUGUAAGAUUGAGGCUUUGUGGAGUUAUUGCCUAUUGGUUAUUAAAAUUAACAUUUUUCACUUAUUGGACUGUUUAUAAGCAAACCCUUCUGUUAAAGAUUCAAUCUUUUUAUUCUUGAGGGUGGUUUUUUUUUUCUAUUGAUGAGAUUAUUUUCUUCUGAAUUUAUUGCAAUAUUUAUCAGAUUUUUAUGGUUAUUGGGUUUUUCUCUGUGUGUGAUGCUUUUUUUGGUGAGAAGGGUAAGUGGUUUUGAUGUUUAAUGGGGAAAUUUAAUGUCUGGUAUUGGUGACUGUGCUGUGUGUGAACAGAGUUAAGAGGUGGUCUUAUUUAGUGUAUUGGGAAUUUGGAUCCUAAAGUUUCUGGGAAUUCCUUGGAUUUUGGAGUAUAGAUUGGUUGACUGGGAAUUAGAGAGAGUGACAGUUGGUAUUUUUGGGAUCUGAAACUGAAGAGAUUUGAUUGGCUGAACAGUGGAUUUUAAUCUAUUUUGGGAAAAUAAGUGUGAGGAAAGAUUUUGGUGAUUUUGGUUCUAGAGGAAUUUUAGCUGUUUGAGAAAUUUUUCUUUGGUGGUAUCUGCAGAAAUGACUGAUCAGGAUCAAAGUGGAGAAAGUGGGGUGGACUCAAUCCAUUCCAGCAGGAAUCAAAUUUCGUCAGAUGUGGGAGCAUCAUCAACAAGGAGCAUCAAGCUGAAAGAGCAAGUUGCUUCUGCAGAUGAAUAUGCUCCCAAGGUCAGGAAGCCAUACAUCAUUACAAAGCAAAGGGAGCGCUGGACAGAAGAAGAGCAUAAAAAGUUCCUUGAGGCUUUGAAACUGUACGGUAGGGCAUGGAGGCGUAUAGAAGAGCAUGUGAGUACAAAGACUGCUGUGCAGAUAAGGAGCCAUGCUCAGAAGUUUUUCUCAAAGGUUGUUCGUGAAUCGAAUAAUGGUGAUGCAAAUUCGGUGAAACCGAUUGAGAUUCCUCCUCCUCGGCCUAAAAGAAAACCAAUGCACCCUUAUCCGCGUAAAUUGGCUACUCCAGUUAUAAUUGGAACCCCAGUCCCUGAGAAAUCAACAAGGUCUCUCACACCGAAUGUGUCUAUGUCUGAACAAGAGAACCAGUCCCCUACUUCUGUGUUGUCUGUACAUGGUUCAGAUGCCCUUGGCACGGUGGAUUCAAGUAAGCGCCUUGGUAGCGCGUCACCUAUAUCAUCAGCUGGUGAUGGAAAUGGAAAUUCUGGUGAUUUUGUACUUUCUGAACCACCCAAUUCCAUCCUAGAAGAUAGCUCUUCCCCUGUUCAAGCAAAUGCUAAAACAAAUCCAGAAAACCAGACUUUCGUGAAACUAGAGCUGUUUCCCCAAGAUGAUGAUUUUGUUCAGGAAGGCUCAGCUGAGACGUCUUCUACUCAGUGUCUUAAGCUAUUUGGUAAAACUGUGCUAUUCACUGAAUCUCAAAAACCGUCUUGUCCAACUCCUGGCCCAUGCAAAAUAGAAACGGGCUUGAAUGAUGAAGCAUCAUUGCCAGCAGUUUUGUGGAACGUAAUGCCAAUGAAAUUUACUGCUGCUGAUUCAGAAUGUGCUUCACGUACCUUAACUCUUGGAACCCCCUCACCAUUUUAUAUCUUGCCAUCACAAAAUGAAAACAAAAGGCCUACCGGAUGCGCCUCUUCCACUCUUUUGCCAUGGGGAUCAUCAUGUGCAUCUGCUUCAUUUUCUUGCAUUCAAGUGCUUAACCCAAUUCCAGUAAAGGGGCGUCCAAUCUUCAAUGACAGAGAUCUGGAAGACAAACAAAAUCAGAAAGAAGGAUCUUCUACUGGCUCUAACACUGAACCAGUAAGUGCAGAAACAGGUGGGGAAAAGAACAUGGAUAUCGAAACUCAGAGUAGCCGACAUCCAUUGGAGAAGAUGGGGAAAGACCGAUCCUCCUUUAGACCUAGAGAAACCUUUAGCUUGGUGCAAAGAGCAAGUUCCACCAAGCGCAUUAAGGGUUUUAUUCCUUACAAGAGAUGCUUAACAGAAAGCGGUAUCAACUCCACAACACUAAGUGGUGAGGAAAGAGAAGAGCAGCGAACCCGUCUUUGCUUGUAGCUGGUUUCCUCCUGUUGUUUGCUUUAGCUCCGGUUACAUUUAACAGCGUAGAUUUUCCAGUAACAUGGUGAGCAUCUGAUUUAGGUUCUGUGUAACUCUAAAAUACGAAGUGCAGCAACGGAGUGACAUCAAAUGUUACUCUUCCUUGUAGCUUUUGCAGAAGCUGAGAAGAAUAUCUCAUCUCUCCUAAUUCUCCCCCUCCAUUUUUUUCAAAUGUUAAAUACUGUAACUACAUGUUCAUGAGCUUCUGCUCUGGUAGAACUACAAUUUUUAAAUAACCUUCAUCAUAAAGAGCUACUGUCUCGGUUGAAA
Messenger RNA from Capsicum annuum, 2524 nucleotides. Its product is annotated as protein REVEILLE 1. The transcript is spliced from 6 exons. Gene Ontology annotation, molecular function: DNA binding. The record is from RefSeq and is a predicted model, not a curated record. NCBI's taxonomy places the organism in Eukaryota, Viridiplantae, Streptophyta, Magnoliopsida, Solanales, Solanaceae. Bases 731 to 2212 code for a protein of 493 amino acids.